Messenger RNA from Lottia gigantea (owl limpet), 645 nucleotides. RefSeq lists its product as hypothetical. Lineage: Eukaryota; Metazoa; Mollusca; Gastropoda; Lottiidae. The record is from RefSeq and is a predicted model, not a curated record. Bases 1 to 645 code for a protein of 214 amino acids. The transcript is spliced from 2 exons.
AUGGUAGUUGCUGCUUUUUUCCUUUAUCCCCAACUAAUGACUAAACAAACUACAGCGAUAGAAAUUGAAAGAGCUAUAGAAAUUGAAAACGUUAUAGAAGUUGAUAAAGUUAUUGAAGUUGAUAAAGUUAUAGAAGUUGAUAAAGUUAUAGAAGUUGAUAAAGUUAUAGAAGUUGAUAAAGUUAUAGAAGUUGAUAAAGUUAUUGAAGUUGAUAAAGUUAUAGAAGUUGAUAAAGUUAUUGAAGUUGAUAAAGUUAUAGAAGUUGAUAAAGUUAUAGAAGUUGAUAAAGUUAUAGAAGUUGAUAAAGUUAUUGAAAUUGAUAAAGUUGUUAAAGUUAUAGAAGUUGAUAAAGUUAUAGAAGUUGAUAAAGUUAUUGAAAUUGAUAAAGUUGUUAAAGUUAUAGAAGUUGAUAAAGUUAUUGAAAUUGAUAAAGUUGAUAAAGUUAUAGAAGUUGAUAAAGUUAUAGAAGUUGAUAAAGUUAUAGAAGUUGAUAAAGUUAUAGAAGUUGAUAAAGUUAUUGAAGUUGAUAAAGUUAUAUUAGUUGAUAAAGUUAUAGAAGUUGAUAAAGUUAUAGAAGUUGACGAAGUUAUAGAAGUUGAUAAAGUUAUAGAAAUUGAUAUGCGCAUAAUAUAUCAAACGGGCUGA